Molecule: messenger RNA, 2195 nt
Organism: Gymnodraco acuticeps
Lineage: Eukaryota; Metazoa; Chordata; Actinopteri; Perciformes; Bathydraconidae
Gene: ccdc3b
Product: coiled-coil domain containing 3b
Exons: 3
Coding region: 240-1058 (272 amino acids)
Biological process (GO): negative regulation of gene expression
Cellular component (GO): extracellular region
Source: RefSeq, a predicted model, not a curated record
GGCUGGAGGAGGGAGAGGGGCCGCAGAGAGCAGAGAAGUUACCAACUGCCUGGGACUAUUUUCUUGUGUAAAACCUUUGUUUGUAUUGAUUCACUGUAAAUAUUAGUUCAGUCAGCUUUGGUGGAGGUAUCUGCAUGGAGUAAAAGCACUGCAGGUUUUUUUUCUUGAUUACAUUCAUCUGCAGCAUCGUUAUCAUCGUGUGCCUGAUUGACCCACAGUCGUUUUAUUCCUGUGGGAUCAUGUGGAUUAUUUUGGCGAUUAUGGUGGCAGCAGCGGCUGCUGAUGGGAGAUUGGGAUGUCAACUGCCCCGUGAAUGGAGACCUCAGACAGAAGCGUGCCGUGCGGAGAUGGCACAGAUCAUAGUGUUUGCCAAGGUGUUGGAACUGCACAAGGAGUUUUACAAUGUGUAUGAUAACUACCUGCCGUCCGAAAACGAGCAUCUUUUCUCCGCGGAGAUUGAGCUGCUGUGCGACCAGGCGUGGGGCAGCAUGCUGGAGGUCCCUGCUGGAUCCAGGUUCAAUGUUACUGGCCUGGGCUACUUCACCUGCUUCUCCUACAGUGUCACCAAAAACAACAACUACUACUUCUUUCUAAGGAUGGAUGAAAACUACAACAUCAUUCCUCAUGGAGUAAACUUCCAGGACCCCAUAUUCCCCGACACAGCAGAGAACCACCGCAUGUUUGCCAGCCUCUUCCAGUUCGCCAACUGCACGUCCGGUACUCAGGUCCACAGCUUCACCCCGGAGUAUGAGGCCCAGGAGGACAGCCGGCUGUUGUGCUCUGCCGUGCAGAAGGCUCUGUUUGAGGAGGAGGAGAAGGCCUGGGUUCUCUCCCAGAAGGUGCGCUCCUUGGAGAAAGCGAACGACCACCUGAGGGAAAAGGUGAAGACCAUGAAACGUCUGCUACGCCAGGCCCAGCGGGCAACAACCAAGGAGCAGCAGACCCUCAGCCUCAAACAGCUCUACGGGUCAAAGACGUCCCAAACUCACCCCGACCAGGACACUGCUAGGGACCAGCCACUAAAAAAGGUCAUCUCCACCAAAAAACAGUACAAUUGACAUUGACAAAGACAGAGCACUUCAUUACAUUCUUUAUAUCUUUAACAUUAUUAAUGUGCUCAUUCAAAAGGAACAAUCCAGAUUAAGGUCCUGUUAUAUGUUCAGUUGUAUUUCCCGUCUGUCACCUACAAACAGAGGAGAAUAUCCAUGUCUAAAUGUGUGUGUGUGUGUGUGUGUGUGCUUUCACUUGACCUGUUUUAUGGAAUUAAAUAAGGGAUUAAGGAUUUAAAUGGCUUCAUAGGAGUAAGAGUUCUUCAUGUAAUUCUCCUCAACUCUUAAUUCUUAUUCUACCUGUCUGUCCAAUAUCAUUAUGUUGUCUGAAUUAUUUACUUUCUAUGUUAACCCCGCAACUUUUGCCUUUUUGGGCCUUUUUAUUAGUUCCAUUCAGUGGCAGCACAAUAUCUUUCCAAUCAUUGGACAGAGCGCUCAGCUAGCAGCUGCACUUUAAGUGGACAAUGUCAAAGCAUUGAUACAUUUAAUAUCUUGUUUGAUUCUGUGCUGGACACACUAUGCAUUGUACACAUGUUAGAAUUAGUAUCAUAAUUCAGAAAUAGUAUCAUCAAAAUGCUCCAACUCAAGCUCUUUAUACAGUAUAUCACCUUGUUCUCAUCAAACUCUUUUGACCAGAACAAGGUGAUAUAAACAUCCAUUUGUUCAUUAUGCUACGAUGAUUUCAUAUCACGAACACGAGUGUUUAUAUGAGUUACAGAGUAGCAGAUGUGCCAAAGUUUAAAAAGCUGCAAGACCAAACAUUACGUCACAUCAUUAUUUUCGACCUGCUUUUAAUUUCUUUGUAUCUAUUCAUACGCAGGAAACUAUCCCAAAGUGUAUGCUUCUCAACAUUCAGUUAAUUAUUUCUAAGAGUGCCUUUUCCACAAGUUAUUCAAUCACAUCCCACUUAAGGAAAGUGUAUAUGUAUUUGAAAACAGGGUGCUGAGCACUCAUUUAGAUCAGCCAGUGAGCCUGGUACAGGGUUGGCUUUGAAAGUUUUGCUUAUCUUAUUAUACUUUGUGUAGUUACUUUAUUAUAACUUCUGCUCUCUCUAAGCAGCAGACAUAUGGUUUGCUUUGCCAAUAGCAUCCUUAUUUCUGUAACAGUGUUUGCAGUUUUUAAAUAAAUAAAUGAACUUUUAUUAAA